Durusdinium trenchii is the source of this 2057-nucleotide messenger RNA. The record is from the annotation of a GenBank genome assembly. NCBI's taxonomy places the organism in Eukaryota, Dinophyceae, Suessiales, Symbiodiniaceae.
CUGACUUGUGGUGGCUCGAAAGAGAGUCAAAAAGCUUCUUACACCUUGAGAGGUAACAUGUAGCUCGAAUGUUUUGCCAAUUAGCCAGCUUCACUCCCAGACAUUCGCACCUUUAAGCCAACGCAGUGCUACUACCACUUUUGCAGCUGCUUUUGCAAUGACGACCGCAGACUUGACACCAGGCUAGAUGAAUGCGUGCACGUCUCCAAAGCACAAGCAGUGAUGCUUUAACUGACGACAGCUUCAGCAUUCCGCUGGAGAUACCAACACUGGAGAUCCCCAGCGAGUUGAUGCUCCAGGUCCCUCAGUCAGGUUCCCUACCGAUGCCCUCCCGGCCAAGCUCCAGCUCACCUUCUUGCCAGUCGCUUGCCAGAUAGGGCAAACUACAGGUGCACUCUGCCCAGUUGGUGCACCCUCCGAGGAGCCACCUGGCCUUCUCGGGCGCCUCCAGAGGCCACGCCAUGCCGGUGGCCGCUGUUAGGCGCUCUGAGGCACGAAGGCGGCCGGCGGGUUCGCCGAUCCAGCCUGCACCAGAGUGGUACGGGAUGCCUGUGGCUCAGUCUAGGAUCAAGCUUCUGCGAACUGGUUUGUAUGCUUUUGGCAAUUGAGAGUCAAUACUUUCUUUUACAAAGCUAUUCACUUUUAAAGACUUCACUGGCACGACAAUCAAUCAUGCGUGCAUGUUUGCACGGAUGAUCAACUGUUGCAUUUUGGGACCAGCGGUGCAGAAGUUUGUGUUUAUGUGCUAGGACCAUCGGAUCCUUAUUGCACCCUCCAUUGAGAGGUUGGAACAUAAUUCUUUCCAGAAUGUCAAAGCAACAACACAGCAUACCAAAAUCUAGUGGACAAACUUGUGUUCCGUAUGGCUCCGAAAUGGGGUGCACAAAUUGUUCCAACUUGAGCAAGUUGUUAGCGAUGCACUUGUUGCUAGUAGCUGCAGCUUCUUGUUACUAUAGAGACUUGUGAACUCAACUUCUCUUAGACACCUUUUGAGCAAAGAGUUCAAACCUCUGAGUGAGCCUUUUCAGGAGACGCCCGCCCUUUGCAGUGUCACCAUAUCCAGUUGGACAACCUGCGGCACUGCAGGGUGAUGGAGCCUGCGUACCCUUUGACAGCAGCUGCAGCCCUCGAAGCGGAAGUCCUCUAAGCAACACGAGUGACCUCGACGAGGCCAGACCAGAAAGGCUGCGGGUGAACUCUUACGCUUUCAGCCGGGGUCGCUCAGCUCAGCAAAGCGUUCCUUCACGCCCUGUCAAUGUUCAGGAUCGAGCCCACUCAGUUCCUCUUGCAGAGAGAGACCAUCGGGCCCGAGUCAUCUACGACCAGGUGAGUUCUUGCAAUGCUGAGGUCCAUUCACCGAGCCGCCCGCAUGCGCCAGAUUCCGAGGAGCUACGGCAUACAGUUUCCGACCGGCAACUUUCUCGCUAUCUCUCUGCACCAGAGUUGCCAUCUCCUUGGCAAGUUGCAGAGGAGUUGGGCCAGGCUGGUGGCAUGGCGGCUCCGAGAUAUUUGCUGGUCCGCCUUGGAGAGUGUAUCCCCGCAGAGACAGGUGCAGCCACAGUUCCUCGUUCCAGAUUGGAUUGUGGACCACAGUGGCGGGACUUUCUGAACUUUGCAGAGUACGCCAAUCCAGAGGGGGUCUCUUUGCAGGAGGUGUUGACGUGCCCCUGUUGUUUGAGCAUUUUCCGGCAGCCUAUCGGUCUACCCUGUGGCCAUAGUCUUUGCCGAGGUUGCUAUGUGCGGGUCUUCUCGCAGUCGACAAACUCCCGAAAAUGCCCUUUGUGCCGAACGGAGCUGGGAGGGUUCCACAGCUUUGAGUCUAAAAGUUUGAGUCAAGUCAGCGGGUGACUUUGCGUUUUGCACUUGGUUGGAGGACCUGCCUCGUUGCGACCUGCGGGUGAAUGUGGCAAUGGCCGCAGUCUCUGAUGCUUUGCGAUCCUUCCUGGCAGUGCAAAGGCCCAAUCCACGAACCGCCUGAGUGCCGGGCGCCGGGUGGGCCGCUCAAAGGGCGGCUUGACAAUCCUGAAGUGAAGUUGAAAAGCGUGAGGAACGACAGG